Messenger RNA from Lycium barbarum (goji berry), 1229 nucleotides. Its product is annotated as protein RGF1 INDUCIBLE TRANSCRIPTION FACTOR 1-like. The record is from RefSeq and is a predicted model, not a curated record. NCBI's taxonomy places the organism in Eukaryota, Viridiplantae, Streptophyta, Magnoliopsida, Solanales, Solanaceae. Bases 222 to 962 code for a protein of 246 amino acids. The transcript has 4 exons.
UUGUGACUCUGAUUAUAUAUAUAUAUUUUGCAAGUGAGCCUCUUGACAAAAUGUCUUGUGUAGGUGCCCGAGGAAUAAUAUAUCCUUUCCUCUCUUGUGAUUCUCCAUAAAUACACUAACAUCCAUACCCUAGUCCCUCUCUUUCUCCAAUCAAGCCAUUAUCUCAUUGCUUAGCUUCUUUAGUACUUUGUGCGUCUUGAGGGUAGUGUUUUUAUGUGAUCAUGGGAAUUCCGAAGCCAGCAUGGUUGGAAGCUCUCUUCAGAGAGAAAUUCUUUGCCCCGUGCUCAAUUCACGAGAGUGCAAAGAAGAACGAGAAGAAUAUUUGUUGUUUGGAUUGUUGCAUAAGUAUUUGCCCUCACUGUGUGAUGGCUCAUCGUUUCCACAGAUUGAUUCAAAUUCGACGUUAUGUCUACCAUGAUGUUGUUCGACUUGAAGACCUAGAGAAACUCAUAGAUUGCUCAAAUGUUCAGGCCUACACAAUAAACAGUGCUAAGGUGAUUUUCAUCAAGAAAAGACCUCAAAACAGGCAAUUCAAAGGAUCUGGAAACUAUUGCACUUCUUGUGAUAGAAGCCUUCAAGAACCUUUUAUCCAUUGCUCUCUAGGGUGCAAGGUGGAUUUUGUACUAAAGCACUACCAAGACGUUUUUCCAUUCCUAAGGAGAUGCACAACUUUACAACUUAGCCCAGACUUCUUUAUCCCUCAGGACAUGGCCGACGAUGAGACGGCCCACUCAACGAUCGUGGACAGUGACGGGCCAUGGGGCUCAUCGAUGUCCGGCUCGUCGGGAUCGGAGAACAACAUGAUGAGUGUUUUCCCAUGCACUGAGUUUGUGAGGAAGAAGAGAAGUGGAUUAUACGUGUGUGGAAGAACACUCAAUAGCUAUAAGAACAUAACGGAUGAGGACAUCGCUACUAGCAUGAGUAGAAGAAAAGGCAUUCCUCAUAGGUCUCCUUUGUGUUAGAAUUAAUUUAGUAGAAUUAUUCACAUUUUACUUUGACCACUUUCAAUUAGAAUUUUUUAAUAUUCUUGGCUCACUGCUCAUGACCACCCCUCUUUCACACACACAAACACACACAAUUUUUGGGAUUAAUUAAUUACUUGGUCGGGGUGUUUUGUCUUAAUGGCAUCACGUGACUCUAGGUUAUUAUGUGGUUUUUUAUUUUGUACAACAUGAUUUCGAAUUUCUACCAUGACAUAAUAAUAGUAAGAGUUUAGGAAUUCGAAUGGA